Molecule: messenger RNA, 1436 nt
Organism: Gadus macrocephalus (Pacific cod)
Lineage: Eukaryota; Metazoa; Chordata; Actinopteri; Gadiformes; Gadidae
Gene: timm17b
Product: translocase of inner mitochondrial membrane 17 homolog B (yeast)
Exons: 6
Coding region: 57-584 (175 amino acids)
Biological process (GO): protein import into mitochondrial matrix
Cellular component (GO): TIM23 mitochondrial import inner membrane translocase complex; mitochondrial inner membrane
Molecular function (GO): transmembrane protein transporter activity
Source: RefSeq, a predicted model, not a curated record
GUUUACAUCAAGUCGAGUAGAAUGCCCACUGCUCGCCGAACGCAUGACGCGUGUUGAUGACGUCACACUCCCUGACGACAACAAACAUGGAGGAGUAUGCCCGUGAACCUUGUCCCUGGAGGAUAGUGGAUGACUGUGGGGGUGCUUUCACGAUGGGUGCAAUCGGUGGAGGCGUAUUCCAGGUCAUUAAGGGAUUUCGCAAUGCCCCUGUGGGUGUCCGACACAGACUGAAAGGUAGUGUAAGUGCUGUACGAACACGAGCUCCACAGAUUGGAGGCAGCUUUGCUGUGUGGGGGGGGCUUUUCUCCACCAUUGACUGUGGUUUGGUACGUCUGAGAGGGAAAGAGGACCCCUGGAACUCCAUCACGAGUGGAGCGAUGACUGGGGCCGUCCUGGCAGCACGGAGUGGACCCUUUGCCAUGAUGGGCUCUGCCAUGAUGGGAGGGAUUUUGCUUGCAUUAAUUGAAGGCUUUGGGAUUCUGCUUACCAGAUACACAGCACAGCAAUUUCAAAACCCAGGUCCUUUCAUAGAAGAUCCGGACCAGUUGCCUCCAAAAGAUGCAAGUCAGAAAGCGGGCUGGUAGAGCAAGGCCCUGUCACAAUUAAGGCAGCCAGGCCCCGGCACAGCCACAGUAAACCACAAGCGGUUUUACAAGGAAGACUAGGAAGAGAGGCUGACUUCACUCCUGCAUAGUUGCACUUUAACUCAUUUCCUCAGGACUGAAUGGUAAUGUGGACUUUAGGUGUUUAUCUGUUAUUCAUUGCAUUUUGCUGCUGUCGAAAAUUUCGCAACAUCUGCACAUUUUGUGAUUAUUGUAGUGAACUAAAGUAUAUAUGUGUUUCUCUCUUUAUGACCAAAGAGAUAGUUAUUUAUUUAUUUAAGUUAUUCAUGUUGUUAGUUUUGUCAGUUACAUCUAGGUAUGUAAGCAAGGUACAUUUAUGUUAUGAAUUUAUUAGUACAUUUAAAGUUUGGUCUAUUAUUAGUCAAGUCCCUAAAGUGACAAUAUCGAGACGUAAAGAAAUGUAAAUUAAGUCAAUAUCUGUCGCCGAAUGAGGCGUUGAGCAAAUUGCCUUUGAUGCAGCUGGGGUUGAAACAUGAAUUUGGUCAAAAACUCAAUUGACGUUACUAAUAUUUAAUAUGAUAUUUAGAGUUUAAGAUAUACCAUGUUUACUAAGCUUUUGCUUCAAAAUACAUGAUGAUCUGUACAUCUUGAAAAUAUGCAACCAUGUAAAUGUUUAUUUUUUCAUUUCCCUAUCAAGCUGCGAACAACUUACCUUUCAGAAUUUGAACAAUAGAUUAUUUAAUUGAUGAAUGUGCAACGCUGUAAUUAACAUUGAUUGCAUUUUACAUGUAUUUGUAUGAAAAUGGAUCGGUUUAUUUUUAACAAGCAAACGACCAAACAACCCACAUUAUAAACUUAUUUCACACUUUUGAA